AUGGGACCUCUUGAUCCACACUCUGGCAUGGAUCAACUCAACCCUUUUACUUUGAUUAAGCCCCCGCAGCCUCCAAUGGACUCGUCAGCGCGGCACGCGCUGGCCGGAGGCUGCCCCGGUACAUGUGUCUGUGCGGGCACGGACGCCGUGUGCAAUGACCAGGGCAUCGCCUCCCUGCGCUACAUGAUGGAUCAGCUGCCCCGAGACAUCUGCGUCCUCCAGCUCUCAAGAAACAACCUCAGCGCUCUGGAGCCGGGGGUCUUCUCCAGCAUAGCCAGCCUGCAGAGCCUCGACCUCUCCAGCAACAACAUCUCCGUGCUGCACGUCAGGGCCUUCGCUAAUCUAAGCCGGCUCGAGCGGCUGGACCUCUCCAGCAACCCCGUGCUCAGCUUGCCAGUGGGCAUCUUCGGCGAGCUGGGGAGACUGACCGAGCUGGUCCUGAGCGACACCAGCCUGCGCGCUCUCGGCGCUGACCUCUUCCAGGGCCUGACGCAGCUACGGCGCCUGGACCUGUCCCUCAACAGACUGACCGCGCUGCCCCGGGGGCUGCUGGGAGGGCUCCAGGAGCUGACCUGGCUCUCGCUGGCCGCCAACGGCCUGCGCAGCGUGCAGCGGGCCCAGUUUGAGCCCCUGGCGGAGCUGCAGAGCCUCCUGCUGGUGGGCAACCCCUGGGAGUGCGACUGCACCCUGGUGGAGUUCAAGCACUGGCUGGAGUGGAUGCUCUACAGGGGGGGACAGGUGGACGCUCUGGAGUGCAGUCUGCCCAAAGAGCUCUGGGGCCGAGACAUACGGGCAGUCCCCGCCGAAAUGUUCAGCCACUGCACGCGCGACAGCUCCCUGCCCUGCUCCAGGGCCGCAGAUGGCCAGGAGCCGGGGGGCGACGACGGGGCCGGCGACUGCGUGCGCCAGCGCUACCGGGCGGUGAGCGUGCGGCGGGCGGCGGCCACGGUGGUGGUGGCGGGCGUGGUGUGCGGCGUGGUGUGCGUCAUGAUGGUGGUGGCCGCCACCUACGGCUGCGUCUACGCCUCGCUGGCCGCCAAGUACCAGAGGGAGAAGAAGGGCAAGGCGCACAAGCCGCCCGCGGACGGCGGCGAGGAGAAGGACCCGGAGCAGGAGGAGAAGAGCGAGCUCUUGCCCGACGUGGCGCGGGAGACGGAGGUGCCCACGCCCACUGUUGAGGUGGUGUUGUCACGAGAGGUGUGUGUCUGA
Sardina pilchardus (European sardine) is the source of this 1209-nucleotide messenger RNA. RefSeq names its product leucine-rich repeat and transmembrane domain-containing protein 2-like. The transcript is spliced from 3 exons. Gene Ontology annotation, molecular function: protein binding. NCBI's taxonomy places the organism in Eukaryota, Metazoa, Chordata, Actinopteri, Clupeiformes, Clupeidae. The record is from RefSeq and is a predicted model, not a curated record. The coding region runs from base 1 to 1209 and encodes 402 amino acids.